Neogale vison (American mink) is the source of this 569-nucleotide messenger RNA. RefSeq names its product centrin-2-like. Gene Ontology annotation, molecular function: calcium ion binding. Gene Ontology annotation, biological process: centriole replication; mitotic cell cycle; nucleotide-excision repair. Gene Ontology annotation, cellular component: centriole; centrosome. The coding region runs from base 37 to 555 and encodes 172 amino acids. Lineage: Eukaryota; Metazoa; Chordata; Mammalia; Carnivora; Mustelidae. The transcript has a single exon. The record is from RefSeq and is a predicted model, not a curated record.
GGUUGCCGUAACAACGGCCUGCGGAGUCCAUCGGCAAUGGCCUCUAACUUUAAGAAGGCAAGCAUGGCAUCGUCUGCCCAGCGAAAAAGGAUGAGUCCUAAGCCAGAGCUCACUGAAGAGCAGAAGCAGGAAAUCCGGGAAGCUUUUGACCUCUUUGAUGCGGAUGGGACUGGGACCAUAGAUGUUAAGGAACUUAAGGUGGCGAUGAGGGCUCUGGGCUUUGAAACCAAGAAAGAAGAGAUCAAGAAAAUGAUAAAUGAAAUUGAUAAGGAAGGGACGGGAAAAAUGAACUUCAGUGACUUUUUGACUGUGAUGACUCACAAAAUGUCUGAAAAAGAUACCAAAGAAGAAAUUCUGAAAGCCUUCAAGCUCUUUGAUGAUGAUAAAAUUGGGAAGAUAUCAUUCAAAAAUCUAAAGCGCGUGGCCAAGGAGUUGGGUGAGAACCUCACCGAUGAGGAGUUGCAGGAAAUGAUCGAUGAGGCUGAUCGAGACGGAGAUGGAGAAGUCAACGAGCAGGAGUUCCUGCGCAUCAUGAAAAAGACCAGCCUUUACUGAGAUCAGUCUCUUCU